Scheffersomyces stipitis CBS 6054 is the source of this 429-nucleotide messenger RNA. RefSeq lists its product as uncharacterized. The annotation marks the transcript as partial. NCBI's taxonomy places the organism in Eukaryota, Fungi, Ascomycota, Pichiomycetes, Serinales, Debaryomycetaceae. Gene Ontology annotation, cellular component: exosome (RNase complex); nucleolus. The transcript has 2 exons. The record is from RefSeq and is a predicted model, not a curated record. Gene Ontology annotation, molecular function: DNA binding; RNA binding. Gene Ontology annotation, biological process: maturation of 5.8S rRNA; regulation of gene expression.
AUGGAAAACAUAGAGAACGUCAAGCUUUUCGUCAAGUCACUCGACAACAGUGUGGACCAACUUGAAGACGCUCUAAAGCCAGUCUUGAAAAAGUCUCUUGCCGAGUUGGUAGCCGAAAAUUCCACUACUCCAUUUGAAAGAAUAAAACUCUACAACAACUCUGCAUACACACUCAUCUCAGUUAUAUACUCCUAUCUCAAAACUGCAGGGGUUGACACCGAUAAGCAUCCGAUUUCCCAGGAAUUGACUCGUAUAAGAGCAUACAUGAAACGAGCCAAGGAGCUAGAGUCUUCCACUAUGUCCAAGGAACAAGAACAGAAAAAUGCAGAAGCAAAGGCUAAAGACUUCUUGCAGAAGACGUUGGCUAACAUGACUUCUCCAGCUAUAAGUGCAAGUAAUUUCCAAGGCAAGCAUACGAAGUUCAAAGAA